Diversispora eburnea is the source of this 1467-nucleotide messenger RNA. The record is from the annotation of a GenBank genome assembly. NCBI's taxonomy places the organism in Eukaryota, Fungi, Glomeromycota, Glomeromycetes, Diversisporales, Diversisporaceae.
AUGAAUUCUAAUUUAAAAUAUAAUUCAGCUUCUUCUGAUGCAUCUACCACCAAUAAAGGUAGUGGUUUAGCUAACACAAUUAAUAAAGCUUUCGAAAAGUUAUCAAUGAAAUCAGCAUCAUCCGUAGAUUUAACUUCGACAUUAGAUGUACAAGUUGAUUCUAAAGAAUCGAAACAAUCUAAAAUAUCUAAACGAAAAUCUGCAACUCUUUCCACAAAAAAAAAAAAAUCAAUGCAAAGGCCAAAAUCUGCUCUACCACCACCUAAACCAUCAAAGUCGCAACUGUUUGUAAAUUCAUCCCCCAUAACGUCCAAUAAAGCAGGAGAUUUAAUACCAACUCUCGGACGUUAUCCCUCUACACCAAGUUUACGUUUUAAAUCCGAUGAAAAUUCAACUUCUCAAUCUGAUAAAAAUUCCACUUCUCAGUCUGAUGAAAAUUCUACCUCUCAGUAUAGUAAUAAAAAUUCAGAAAAGGAUUUAGACAUUACAGCAUUUUUGGCUGCUCCUCGUUUAACUCAACGCGUCAGGCUAAAAAACGGACGAGUUGUUAGUUUUUCUGAAGUUGGUGAUAGAAAUGGUUUCCCCGUAUUUAUAUUUUUGGGAAUGGGUUGUGUGAGAUAUUUCAUUGCUUUCUUUGAUGAUUUGGCUUCUAGUUAUGGUUUAAGAUUGAUUUGUCCCGAUCGACCUGGGGUUGGAUUAUCAGAUGAUGUCAAAACGGAAGACCAACAUGUUUUAAAAUGGCCAGAAGUCAUUGAGGAACUUUGUGAAAUUCUUAAUGUAGACAAAUUUUUUAUUAUGGCUCAUAGUGCGGGCGCACCUUACGCUUUAGCUUGUGCCAAAAUGAUACCAGAAAGAUUAGCGGGAACUAUAUAUCUUGUUUGCCCCUGGAUUAGUACCACAGUAGCCAAUAAUUUUAAAUGGUUACGAUAUGUUCCUACACCUAUUAUAAAACUUACUAAUAGUGCCGGAAUUUCACUUCAACAAAUGCUUCACGGUCGACAACCCUAUUCCACCAAACCACAAAAGAAUUCAGGGGCAUUAUCUUCUCAAAUGUCAAGUCUUGAAAAAAAACAACAACUAGGUCUUGCCAUUCUCAAAGCCUCUUUUGCCGAAAAUUUAUCUGGGGCUAACAAUGAUUUACUCAUGUGUUUUGAGCGACGCCAUUCUUUUGGCUAUUCCUAUACGGAUAUUGAACAUCCUGUACAUGUUUUUCAUGGAACAAAAGAUGAACGAAUUCCCGUGUCAGCUGUCAAAUGGAUGGAGGAAAGUAUGCCCAAUUGUAAAUUAACAUUGAUAGAAGGAGGGAAACAUUCAUUACUUUUACGUGCAGAAAUUGUCGAUACAAUUUUUAAAACAAUAGCUGUGCAAUUACAUGUAAAGGAUGAAUGUAGAGUAUGUAAACUUUCAACUAAAUGUUGGUUAAUGGAGGAAUCUCGAUAUCUGAAAGCCAAUAAAGAAUUAUUAUGA